Molecule: messenger RNA, 2133 nt
Organism: Manis javanica (Malayan pangolin)
Lineage: Eukaryota; Metazoa; Chordata; Mammalia; Pholidota; Manidae
Gene: BPIFC
Product: BPI fold containing family C
Molecular function (GO): lipid binding
Source: RefSeq, a predicted model, not a curated record
AUGAUUCAGACUGAAUUACCUUGUCUUUUCGGCAGCUGAAUUCAAGGCUCAAGUGAAGAGCACACGACUUCAAAGGCAGAGGGAAUCGAAGGUGCUCCCCAGCUUUGGAUGCUUCCUCUGUUAGAGAUGCAUGCAAGAAUGGCCCAAGUCCUCUGGGGAUGUUUCUUCCUGUGGAUUCUCUGCAGAUCGUCCACUCAGACCAUCUACCCUGGAAUCAAGGCGAGGGUGACUCAGCGGGCUCUGGACUAUGGCAUUCAAGUUGGGAUGGAGAUGAUUGAGCAAAUGGUCAAGGAAAAAAACAUCCCAGAUUUACAAGGUUCUGAAUCUCUUGAAUUUCUGAAAGUUGAGUAUGUGAACUACAGUUUUUCAAACAUAAAAAUCAAUGCCUUUUCAUUUCCGAAUACUUCACUAGCCUUCGUGCCUGAGGUGGGAAUCAAGGUGCUGACCAACCACGGCACUGCCAACAUCAGCACAGAUUGGGAAAUCAAGUCUCCGCUUUUCCAAGACACAGGAGGAGCUGAUCUCUUUCUCUCUGGGGUCUACGUCACUGGCAUUGUUAUCCUGGCCCGAAAUAACUCUGGUCAACCAAUCCUGAAGCUCCAAGACUGCUACGCCCAAGUGAGCCAUGCCCACGUUUCAUUUUCUGGAGAACUCAGUGUCCUGUACAACUCCUUUGCUGAGCCCAUGGAGAAACCCAUUUUAAAGAACUUAAAUGAGAUGCUCUGUCCCAUUAUCACAAGUCAGGUAGAAGCACUGAAUGCCAAUCUCAGCAUGCUGAAGGUCUUAACCAAGAUUGACAACUAUACUCUGCUGGAUUAUUCCCUAAUAAGUUCUCCAGAAAUUGCUGAGAAUUACAUUGACCUGAAUUUAAAGGGCCUAGUCUACCCUCUGGAAAACCUCACUGACUCCCACUUUUCACCAGUUCCUUUUGCGCUCCCAGAACUCAGUGACUCUAUGCUCUACGUUGGAAUCUCUGAGUAUUUCUUUAAAUCUGCAUCAUUUGCUUACUUUACAGCUGGGAUUUUCAAUAUCACUCUCUCCACAAAAGAGAUUUCCAACCAUUUGGUUAAAAACUCUCAAGGUGUUGGCAGCGUGCUCUCCCGGAUUGCAGAGAUCUACAUCUUGUCCCAGCCCUUCAUAGUACAGGUCCUGGCAGUGGAGCCACCCACGGUCAGUUUACUACCAAAUAACUUCACCCUGGACAUUCCUGCCUCCAUCAUGAUUCUCACCCAGCCCAAGAACUCGACUGCCAAAGCCAUCGUUUCCAUGGACUUUGUUGCUAGUACCAGUGUUAGCCUGGUUAUUUUGGGACAAAAACUGAUCUGCUCAUUGUCUCUGAACAGAUUUCGCCUCGUUUUGCCAGAAUUCAAUCGCAGCAAUAUUGAGGUCUUGAGGUUUGAGAAUAUUCUGUCAUCCAUUCUCCACUUUGGAAUCCUCCCACUGGCUAAUGCAAAAUUGCAGCAGGGAUUUCCUCUGCCCAACCCAUACAAUAUCUCAUUCGUCAAUUCAGAUAUUGAAGUUUUUGAGGGUUUCCUUUUGAUUUCUACUGACCUGAAGUACGAAACAUCCUUAAAGCAGCAGCCAAGUUUCCAUGGCUGGGAAGGUCUGAGCCUGAUGCAUGGACAGUGGAGGGGGAAGCCAGUCCCUUGAUUGCCUGUUUGGAGUCCAGGGCGGGAAGUAGCCCUCCAUUCCAGUCCAGCCCUUAAUCCCAUGGCUACUGUAAACCCAGAAGGGGAAGAGGGUGCACACUGGGAUUGUAAAGCCCUCAUGAAGUGAUCAGACUGAAAGUUUUCUUUCUGAAGCCUUCAGGAACAGAGAGGCAAACUGGGUUGAAGAGCUAAAUCAGGACGUGUUGGUGUACGGGUGGAUGUUUGAAUGGGUGUUCAUAUUUGCAUCCGUGUUGUGUAUUCCUGUGUUUAGAAGAUGCUGGGGACAAAAGCUAGGCAAGUACUGCUGACAGAGUGCAUGAGAAACUCUGAAAUACAGGUUUGCAUUGGUCAUUAUCUGCGGAGACCCCUUCAGCCCAUUCAGCUCUCCAGGGUUCCCCCUUUCCCACAUGUUGGCUUGUAUGUUUUAUAUUUACUGCUACUCUUCCCUGUAUUUAAUUAAAAUUUGAUUUUCUAACAGUGUUAA